Messenger RNA from Lathyrus oleraceus (garden pea), 1089 nucleotides. RefSeq names its product histone H1-like. Bases 239 to 907 code for a protein of 222 amino acids. Lineage: Eukaryota; Viridiplantae; Streptophyta; Magnoliopsida; Fabales; Fabaceae. The transcript is spliced from 2 exons. Gene Ontology annotation, molecular function: nucleosomal DNA binding; structural constituent of chromatin; double-stranded DNA binding. The record is from RefSeq and is a predicted model, not a curated record. Gene Ontology annotation, cellular component: nucleosome; nucleus. Gene Ontology annotation, biological process: chromosome condensation; negative regulation of DNA recombination; nucleosome assembly.
UCAAUCAACAGAGACCGUCGAUAGCAUCCGCAUCUAAAGGCUCAACUUCAAACAAGAAAAAAAACAAUUAAUCCUGGAAGGUUUCCCUGAACCAAUAAGAAUUAAUUAUCCAAAUAUUAACCCACUCACACUUCACUAUUUAAACCAUGCCAUUCCCUUCAUCUUUUAUUUUCAAUUCGCAUUCUUGAAGUGUUUCGCAAGCAUCAAAUUAUUUUCAAUUCCUAACCCUUGAGUUUGCAUGGCCACAAAAGAACCCAUAGUGGAAACCGUUCCAAAACUAACCAUACCCGAACCUCUAGCCUCGGAGAAACACAAACCAAAGGCUCAAGCAGAGAAGACCAAGAAAGCUUCCAAACCUCGAAGCCCUUCUUCUCAUCCUUCCUACUCGGAGAUGAUCAAAGAUGCAAUAGUGUCACUGAAGGAGAAGAACGGUUCUAGCCAAUAUGCGAUUGCGAAAUUCAUCGAAGAGAAACAGAAACAGCUUCCUGCUAACUUCAAGAAGCUAUUGCUCCAAAACUUGAAGAAGAACGUUGCUUCUGGAAAGCUUGCUAAGGUUAAAGGUUCAUUCAAGCUUUCUCUCCCAACGCCCAAACCUAAGACCAAGCCAGUUGCAAAGGUGAAAACGUUGAAGGUUAAGCCAGGUGCAAUACCAAAAGCUAAAGCUGCUGCCAAGGAAAAGAUUGCUUCAAAGGCCAAAGCUGUAACCGCCAACCCCAAAGUUGCGGCUUCCAAGAGCAAAGCUUCUGUGAAACCUAAGCCGAUUGAGAGGCUUGCAAAGGUUGCAAAAAAGACUCCGGGGAAGAAAGUAACUGUUGUGAAGAAAUUUGCGGCAGUGAAGAGCGUGAAGGCUAAGAGCAUUAAGUCUCCGGUAAAACAGGUUUUGACGAAGAGAGGGGGAAGGAAAUGAUCGCCGGAAUCUUUCUAGUGUCUUGCAAUAUUUUGUUUUCUUUCAUUACUAUAGUUAUAUGUAAUAGUAGUAUAUGAAUAUAGAAAUAUUUUCUGCUGUUAGUUUUCUUUCUGGCUAUCCUAGAUUUGUAAGAAUAGUCUACAAAAUGAAAUAGAGAGAAUUGCACUUUUCUUAUAAUGUCA